AUGGCAAGUGACGAGAAAUCCAGGAACCCCUUCGAGGACCUUGGCGGUCACGAAGGAGAACAAUCCACCUCUCAAGCAGUGGACCCAUCUGUUCCCGACGAAGAACUUCCACAGUACAGUCCUCCUGAAGUUAGAGCAGAAAGUUCAUCAGCAGCGACAAAUAAAAGCCAGCCAUUACCUCCCAGCUUUGGGCGAGUCAUCGCAAUUCCCGCAAUCGCUCCUGCGAACGAAUCACCAUUUCUCCGCGCUUAUGCGCCCACACUCACAAAACACCAACUACCCAAGGAAUCCUUUAUGAGAUUCUUGGAUCAGCUUAACGAUGUCAUGACCAGUAGCCCGCCAAUGCAAGUGCUCGACGCAACAGGCGGGAUGCUCAGAUCUGUCCCGAUUCUAUUCCCGCUUCACUGGCUAGGGUCAGCAGUUAGCGGUCUCGCCAAUUUGGGCAGUCAAGGAAUCACAAAAAGCCGUGCUGAUUCUACCAUUCGUCAAGCGAACAAGGAGCUUUUCGAACCUCGUGGGUUGAAGGCCGAGAUCGCCAAGUUGGAUGCCGUUGCCCACAUCGCCAAUAUUCCCAUUUUGAAUUCACAGGGGAAGGUCGAUCAGGACGCUCCUCUUAUUCGGCAAAUGAGCGCGCUGCCCAUGGCCGAGUUUGAUCUAUCCCAAGAAGUCGAUAUGCAACAGCACCGUAUCCAAAUAUUGCAGCCGUGGAUUGCUGAGCUUGAGGUUGAUGCAGCUCUUCCGUGGAGUCAGAAAUCCAAACUGACGCGUUUCAAUGCGGCGCUUAAGAAGAGAAAUGACGGGAUGCGGAGCCGGGGUCAACAGCCAUCCAAGGAUGAAGAGGAGCCUGAAUUUCGCAAGGGUCUUUGGCUUGUUAUUCGGGAAGUGGGUGAUGAGAAAGCAGCGGGUCCCUCUUCAAGGAAAUAA
Molecule: messenger RNA, 924 nt
Organism: Penicillium verhagenii
Lineage: Eukaryota; Fungi; Ascomycota; Eurotiomycetes; Eurotiales; Aspergillaceae
Exons: 1
Coding region: 1-924 (307 amino acids)
Source: RefSeq, a predicted model, not a curated record